Molecule: messenger RNA, 926 nt
Organism: Leptopilina heterotoma
Lineage: Eukaryota; Metazoa; Arthropoda; Insecta; Hymenoptera; Figitidae
Exons: 3
Coding region: 75-926 (283 amino acids)
Source: RefSeq, a predicted model, not a curated record
AAUCUUGACUUAGAAAAUGAUACAUCUUGUUGCUUUAAAUAAUAAAAUAAAUUUUUUUAGAUGAAUAUCGACAUAUGCAUGACAUAAAUUGUCAAUUAUUAAGUAGAUAUCAUGCAGACCGUUUGAGAGAGGAGGACAUAGAUGAGCAAUUAAUGGAUUUUGAUUACAUUGAAACGAACGCAAAUACUCAAAACGAGAAACAAGCCGAAACCGAGAACCAAACCGUGAACCAAACCGAGAACCAAACCGAGAACCAAACCGUGAACCAAACCGUGAACCAAACCGUGAACCAAACCGAGAACCAAACCGAGAACCAAACCGAGAACCAAACCGAUAAGAUGACAUCAAGUGUAAUGGAUAAUUGUAAGAGAGGUCGAGGAAGGCCGAAAGGGAGUAAAAAUAAAGGAGGGACGAAAAAAGGAAAAGAUGGAGAAAAAUCAGCAAUGCAGGAGAGUGGAAGAGGAAGAGGUAGAGGUAGAGGUAGAGGUAGAGGAAGAGGAAGAGGAAGCAAAGGAAAGGAAGGAGCAGGAAGAGGCAGAGCGAGCAAAGAAGGAAAGAGCAAAGAAGUAGCGAGCAAGCUUGGCUCUUACCUGUAUAAAAACAAAUACUUACCUUUGAGACUAACAAGAAGUAAACCUGGAGAAGAGGAAUUAAAUGUCAACAUCUCGAUCAUCAAUAAACGCUAUAACUACAAAACCAGGGAUCAACAUAGAUACAAAAUGACCCAAAAAUUCGUGACACAUCACAGCAAUAUUCCGCCUCAAUAUCGCUGCAAUAUUCCCUCAAUAUCACAGCAAUAUCCCCUCAAUAUCGCAGGAAUAUUCAAACAAGCGGACAUUAUGAUACUUCAUCAGUAUCACAGGAAUAUCCCCGAUAGAUAUCGCCAUGACACUCAGCUGAUACAGCGUGCUACUUGGGUUAAUUAG